AUGGAUUCAUUACCCAAGUUCCAGUUGACGUCCAAUGAUACGAUUCCUAAUAGUGUGAAUGACGUGCGCAAUGCCUUCCACUCUCAAAAAACGAAGCCCCUAGAAUUUCGAAAACAGCAGCUUAGGAGACUGUAUUGGAGCAUUAAGGACAAUUACGAUGCAUUGUUAGCAGCAUGCAAAAAGGACAUUGGUAAGGGUACUUUCGAAGCUGGAUUUGAACUGGAGUGGUGCAUGAAUGACUGCAUAUACGUCGCCAACAAGCUCAAUGAAUGGGCAAAGGAUGAAAAGGCUCCUGAGAUCCCUCUUAUGAAUGCUAUGCUUCGACCUAAAAUUCGAAAUGAGCCCUUGGGAAUGAUUCUGAUCAUUGGAACCUACAACUUCCCGCUCAUUCUCCUCUUCCCACCUCUCAUCGGCGCCAUUGCAGCUGGCAAUACUGUGAUCAUAAAGCCGAGCGAAAAUGCUCCUAACGUUGCUGCUGUUGCUGAGCGCGUGAUCACUUCCACCCUAGACCCAUCUUGCUUCCGCGUGAUACAAGGUGCCAUUCCCGAGACGACAACGCUACUCGACCAAAAAUGGGAUAAGAUAUUUUACACUGGUGGUGCCACCGUGGGGACUAUAGUUGCCAAAAAAGCCGCGGAAACCCUCACGCCCUACACACUUGAGCUAGGGGGUAAAAAUCCAGCAAUAGUGACCAAAAAUGCAAACAUACGCAAAGCAGCACACCGACUGUUGUGGGGAAAGAUUCAGAAUGCAGGUCAGGUCUGCAUCUCGCAGAAUUACACCUUAGUCGAGCGUCCUGUGUUGGACGCUUUCGUCGCAGAGAUGAAGGGCGCAUUAGCAGAGUUCUUUCCAUCCGGUACUCGCAACACCGAUGAUUACGGACGCUUGGUAAAUAGCAAACAGCUUCAGCGUGCAAAGAGCAUACUUGACAGCACGAAAGGCAAAAUAAUCGUUGGCGGGACCAUAGACGAAUCAGACUGUUAUUUCGAGCCCACUAUCAUCCUCCUCGAUUCAACAGAUGACCCAAUGCUACAAGAGGAAUCCUUUGCCCCCCUUAUGCCCGUCAUCCCUUUUGAUGAUCUUAAUUCAGCGAUUGCGACAGCCAAUUCUAUGGAAUCGACUCCACUCGGUCUCUACCCAUUUGGUUCCAAAGUUGAGAAUGAGAAAAUCCUCAAUGAAAUCCGCUCUGGUGGUGCUAGCGUCAACGAUGCCUGGAUUCAUGGCAGUAUUCCGACACUCGCUUUUGGAGGUGUUGGCGACAGCGGACAGGGUGCGUACCGGGGCAAGGCUAGCUUCGACUGCUUCUCGCAUCGCCGUAGCAUUACUACAACGCCUUGGUGGGCAGAGAAGUUGAUUGCUAUGAGGUACCCUCCGUAUGCCGGCAAGCUUGAGCAGUUCAAGAGAUUGGGCUCGCUGAAACCGAAUUUUGAUCGCGAUGGAAAGGUCAAGGUUGGAUUAUUGAGAUGUGUUCAUGUUUCAUAG
Molecule: messenger RNA, 1482 nt
Organism: Bacidia gigantensis
Lineage: Eukaryota; Fungi; Ascomycota; Lecanoromycetes; Lecanorales; Ramalinaceae
Exons: 4
Coding region: 1-1482 (493 amino acids)
Biological process (GO): aldehyde metabolic process
Cellular component (GO): cytoplasm
Molecular function (GO): aldehyde dehydrogenase (NAD+) activity
Source: RefSeq, a predicted model, not a curated record